This is a messenger RNA of Striga hermonthica, 732 nucleotides long. The record is from the annotation of a GenBank genome assembly. Lineage: Eukaryota; Viridiplantae; Streptophyta; Magnoliopsida; Lamiales; Orobanchaceae.
AUGGACCACUCUGACCAGAGGCACCCACCUUCAACACACCACAACCACCCGGCAGCAGCCGGAGGAGUCCCAGUGCCUUACUCCUCCGUGGGGCCUGCCGGCCCACACGGAGCUCUGACCGUAACUGUGUCCUCCCCCACGAGCUACCCGGCCCACCUGCAGCCUCCUCCUUUUCAGCACCCCCACCAGCAGCAGCAGCAGCUGCAGGCUUUCUGGGCUGGGCAGAUGCACGAGGUCGACCAGGCAACCGACUUCAAGAACCACAGCCUCCCGCUGGCCCGCAUCAAGAAGAUAAUGAAGGCUGACGAGGACGUGCGGAUGAUCUCUGCUGAGGCCCCCGUCGUGUUCGCCAAGGCCUGCGAGAUGUUCAUCCUCGAGCUCACGCUGCGCGCGUGGAUCCACACGGAGGAGAACAAGCGCCGAACCCUGCAGAAGAACGACAUCGCUGCGGCCAUCUCGAGGACCGACGUGUUCGACUUUCUGGUGGAUAUCAUCCCCAGGGACGAGCUCAAGGAGGACGGCCUCGGGAUCACCAAGGUCCCGCUUGUGGGCCCGCCGGCCGGUGUGGACGGACUCCCGUACUACUAUGUGGGCCCGCAGAGCCCGGGGAUGUACGCGGGGCACGGGCCGGGCCUGCCCUUUGUGCCGUGGGUGAAGGCUGGGGGUGUGCAGCAGGAAGGGCCCGAGGAGGAGGAGGAGGAGGGGGAGCAGCGGCAGCAGAGUGAAGUUUGA